Molecule: messenger RNA, 447 nt
Organism: Malania oleifera
Lineage: Eukaryota; Viridiplantae; Streptophyta; Magnoliopsida; Santalales; Ximeniaceae
Exons: 3
Coding region: 1-447 (148 amino acids)
Source: RefSeq, a predicted model, not a curated record
AUGACGCCAAGUGAUGUUGAGCACCCAAGAGACGUAGUUACAGGUGCAACCCACUCAUUUAUAUCUAAGAGAUUUGUUAAAGUAUUUGACAUAGAGAAUCAACCGUUAGGAGUUGAGUUAAGUGUGGCCACACCGGCAAGGAAGGAGGUUAGAUUCAGACCUCUAGGUGAGCAGGAGUUUAGAUUCAUAGGGUCAUGUGUGCGCUCUGCACCACGGAUCCUUUUGGUGAUUCAAGCAAAAAAAUUACUCCUAGGGGGCUGUCAAGGGUACCUUGCGUAUGUGAAAGAAGCACCAAAGGAAGGACUGAAGCUGGAGGAUAUUCUAGUAAUUCAGGAGUUCCCAGAUGUUUUUCCUGAAGACUUACUGGCGUUACCUCCUAAUCGUGAAGCGGAGUUCACCAUUGAGUUGACUCCAGGAACGAUGCUAAUCUCCAAGGCUCCGUACUGA